Varanus komodoensis (Komodo dragon) is the source of this 3309-nucleotide messenger RNA. RefSeq names its product MIS18 binding protein 1 (gene MIS18BP1). The record is from RefSeq and is a predicted model, not a curated record. NCBI's taxonomy places the organism in Eukaryota, Metazoa, Chordata, Lepidosauria, Squamata, Varanidae. The transcript has 14 exons. Bases 1 to 3309 code for a protein of 1102 amino acids.
AUGUCCCUGAAGGCCGUCUGCCUCGACCGCGUCCCCGGCGGCACGCCGGUGAAGGACCUGGCGCGCUUUCCAGUGGGAGCGAGCUGCCCCUCCGGCUCGGGUGCCGAAGCAGCUGCUGGUCCCCCGGCACCGCUCGCCCCGAUGGGAAAGGGGAGGCCUGGCGGCAACCUGCUCCAUUCCACCCUGCUAGCGGGGGGCCGCCAUGCCCAGGAGUGGAUUGACCUCAGCGAGAUCCAGCCUGCGGAAGGGCCGGGGCUGCGGCCCUCCCGUGUGGAGCAGGCAGGGGAGCCACCUGCGCACAGUGCUCUCCUCAAGCGUAAAGCCUGCGGGCCAUCCUCGCUCGAGUCUCCAGCCAAAAUCUUCUCGAGAAUGAAGGCCAGGGCAGCUCUUGCCAAACAGCUGAAGGAGCCCCUAGCAGAUAAGUUAGGAGCCGCAAAUGGCACCCUAGAUUACCUUCUCACUCCUGAGCGGCAUCUUUUGGGAAGCCGGGCACCUGAACAUGUCCCAAAGGAACAGCUGGCCGAGGACCCUUCUGGAGAGACCCAUGCGAAAGCAGCACCUGGUACAGUGACGAGCAAAAACACGUGCAGUGGGGUAAGGGGUCCCCUGCUUUCCGAAUCACCUCACAAGUUCUUCACACGCAUGAAACAGAAGCUGCCGCCGAAGCUGUUGCCAAGAGCUGAUGAGGCACCCUGCCCACCCAAGGAAAAGGUCCCUCCUUCCCCCGCAGCAAAGCAAACUCUGACCACAUCCAACCCAGCGGGACCACGAAGUGACCUUAAUGGAGAGGGCCUGAAUACUUCCAUCGAUCAGGAUGGUGAAUUUCUUAUAGAACCAGCUUGUAAUGAGACUUUUGACAUGGCGCUUAAUGCUACCGAUGUGAACUAUGAUCCUGUGAAACCAGAAGAACCCUUGGAAAGAAAGGGAGUUGAACGGCCUCCUCGAGGAGGUGUGUUGUCCCAGUGCAACCAGGAGCUUGGCCCAAGCAGACAGCAACUGUCCAGGGGUGUCUCCCAGAAACUUUCCCGGCACUUGUGCGAUAUUAUUUUUGCUACUCCCAAAGCCCACAUACCAAGGAAGAAGCAGCUGGUGCGGGCAGAUUCCAAGGUGGCCUUGGAGACGGCUUCCACCAACACAAACCACGAGGAAGAUGAGACGGGGCAGCAAAUCAUCUGUCUCAGCGGAUGGCGGCUCAAAGUGAUCAACAGCUGCUCUGCCGUGUGCCUGGAAGGAAAACGGAGAGACCUGGAUGGGGCAUACUGGCACAGCAACGCGGUGGUGGAACGGAUGGCCUUCGACCGCGUCAGGACCGUAACUGGCAACGUCUACGUGCUGGAAGGGCGCAUGGAUACAGGCACCAUGAAGGAGGAGGGAAUGCCAGCUAAAUUCAUAAGGAGAUUUGCAUCUGGAAUUCCAAGAAAAUGGAAGGUGUAUGUUGAAGAGCUGCUUUGUUUGUUGAAGCGGAAACAGCGGAAAGUCUUGCUUUUGAGUGAGGAUAGCAACGAACAGGAGGACUCUGUGGACACAGGGGGCUUUCGAGGACUGGAAAAUCUGCCCAAAAAGGCCGGGAGAAACUCUGACGUGAAAAACACCACAUACGAAGUACUGGCACAGCGAAACAAUAAACAUGGCACGCAGCCCAAGGCGUCCCCUCCAGAGGGUGACCUGGAUACAAGCUGCACCCGCAGCGGCCGGCGCGUCAAGCCGCCCUUGCAGUUCUGGUGCGGCGAGCGGAUCCUCGUCGACCAGGCGUUGAACGUCACCGUGACCAGAGGGGGCACCAACUACUUGACCCCUACAGUGCGUAAUGCGUGGCCUCCGGACAGAAAGGGGAAGGCGAAUGGCAAGGGUGACGGGAGGACCCCUGGGGAAGCCCCUGAAGGCCAAGCUGCAGGAAGGAAUAGUACACGGCCCAACAGUGCCAGAGAAUCGGAGCUUCAAAACAAGCAGGAUGGAUUCUGCGGCAUUUCGGAGCCUGAGGAAAGUAGCAGCGAGUUCCCCCUGGACGACAUUUACAAGAAACGGGCUGUGGUGACCUUGACGCCCCUGAACCAGAAGAAGCUGUGCAAGAAGGCUGCAGAGCACGGGAGCUGGCCCCGGAGCAAGCGCCAAGCCCCGGAGCAGGGGGGCCAGGCGGCCUGGCACGGAGCACGCCCAGCGGAGCAGCCGCCCGGUGCCCACAAGUACCCGCUGAGAUCCCUGAAGCAUGGCGAGCCGGCCAGCGCCAGCGAGAGCGACUCGAGCGACGACGUGCCGUACAUCAAGAGGAAGGCGCGGCCCUUUUGCAGGAAAGGGGCGCCCGGCAGUGACGCGAGAGGGCCGGCCUCUGCGCCGAGGGGGACCGAUGGUCCUGCUCUCCCGCCUCAGGGCGGCAGAAUGAGUCCAGCUGUUCGCUGCAGCCAGAAUGGCAGGCUGGGGGAGUCGCCUUAUAAAAGCUCUUCCAGCUUGGCUGGCUCCUCUGCCGGACGCAGGAGGGGGGAAAGCCCCGCAGGACUCCGGAGGUCGCAGAAUGGCAGAAAGUCUGUCUUUGAAUCGGAGUCUGAGAGCGAAACGAGUGCUGGAGAAGCCCCGCUGAAGGAGCAGAAGGAAAGGGGGGCCGCUGAAAGGGCGGGCAGCGCGGCGACCGUGGCGAGGGCGCCUGGCCGCAGGGAGCCGUGGAGGGCCGGCGGCUCCCCCCCAGACGCGCGGGAGGGCUGGACCGAGAGAGAGCUGCAGAAGCUGCGCAGGGCUGUGGCUUCUUUUCCCAAGUACCAGAACGGCUUCUGGCUGAACGUGGCACAGGUGGUGGGGACACGGUCUGCUGAGGAGUGCCAGCGGGAGCACAUGGCAGGCCAAGAGCUCAGGAAACGGGUCCCGAGGAAGACCGCCACGCGCGGGAAGGAGGAACGAGGCACAGAGGAGAGGGCAGAGCUGCCGCUGGUGGUCGCUGCCAAGGUGGGAACGCUGAAGCGGCGGCGGCAGAUGCGGCACUUCCUCGAGCAGAUGCCCAAGGACAACCACGACGACAUCUUUGCUGCGAGCCCCCUCCAGAACAGGAACGCCAGAUUGCCGCAGUUCUGCAAAGUUCCGGAGGAAGAUGUCUUCCACCUGAAGGGCAGCCACCCCAUCACCCCCCUCCCGGCCCUCUUCCCGCUGGCCAAGACCCCCGAGUGUGAGCACGUCAGCCCCGGCAUGCUGGAAUCCCUGGACAGGAAUGAGUGCGACAGGCGCGUCUUCCACAUGCAAAAGAGCAUCGGAGGCCAGGAGCGCACGUGGAAGAACGUGAAGAAGAAAGCGGUAACUUUCCUCUCGCUCUGUUCCUGCGUUUGA